AUGUCAGGCUCUGAUAGAUCUCCAUGGAAAAAGCCACACUAUUCCUUGUACCGGGAACGACAUGUUCUUAGUUCCCAUGGUAAAGGAAAUGAGAAUCGUGGUAAUAAUUUGUCUGAAAAUAGCUCAAAGUGGUCUCGUUCACCUCCUUCAACUCAACAAUGUUCCUCGAGAUUACCUAAAAAGUCAAAAAGUUCUAAAAAGGAAAAACCCCAAGUUAGACCAAUACGCAAAACUGUGAUGAAGGAAAUUUCACACAAUCAUUUUGAUUUGCUUCCUGAAGGAUGGGUCAAAAUAAUGCACAGCAGUGGAAUGCCAGUGUACUUGGAAAAAAAUACUAGAGUGUGCACCAUGUCUCCACCAUAUUAUUUAGGACCUGCAUGUACAUCUGGUCAUAAAGUGCCUCUCAGUGCAAUUCCUUGCUUGCAAUACAAAAGAGCCUUGGAAGAAGAAAAGAAACUCAAAGAAGAGAAAGAGAAGAAACAGAAAGAGGAGGAAGAAGAUAAAGAAAAAAACAAUGAGCAAGUUCAAAAAACCCCUCAAGCAAUUCAAUUAUUUACAACUGAAAUAGAAACAUCAGAAGAAAACGAAGCCAAGCAGUCCCUGGAGGCUUUGGAAAUCCGUGAAUAUUGCAAAAGUCGUUUUACCUUCAAAACUGUUACUCCGAUGGCCUUUAAAUCACGGGCUGACAGAAGAAAGUAUAAGAGAAUGACGAAAGAUUCAGAAAAGAGGCCAUCCUUACCAGGUGGUACUACAUUUUUGAAGUUUCCAAAACAAAACUUGGCAAACACAACAAAAUUGGCUGAUAGUACCAAUUCUAGGUCGAAAGGGGAACGGAUUGUAAAUCCUAAAGGAAAGAGCUCUGCUUGCAUUGUACACGAAUACGUCCAGCACGCAUUGAAGAAACCUCCUACAUACGAAUACAAAGAAGUGCAAGAUCCUGACACACCCUAUUCUGCUACGACUUUCAUUGGGGAUGUGCACUACGGCAUUGGAAUGGGUGCUAGUAAAAAACAAGCUAAAGAAGAAGCGGCUAAAGCAGCAUUAGAAAUUCUCAUUCCAGACAUGAACAGUCUGGAAUCUCUGAAAAAUCCCAAAGCUGAUAACACAUCUAUUUUAGAACAAAUAAGAAUUGAGGACCCGAGAGCCAUGGAGUUUUGUGUUAAGGCUUCAGAACCUUCUCCCUACGCUAUUCUUCGCAGAUGUCUGUCGCAACACUCGAUGUUGGAUGAACUCCAAAGUCAUUACAAGCAGAACCCGAAAAAUCAGAAGGAAGGUGAAUACACAAUGGCAGUUGGCGAACAUAAAGUUGCCGUUGUGUGUGAAAACAAAUCAAAUGGUAAACAAUUGGCUGCUCAAGCCAUCUUGCAAGCAUUACACCCUAAUAUCAAACACUGGGGACCUCUCCUGAGAAAGUAUGGGAGCCAGUCCAUCCAAACUGAAAAAGAAUCGAAGCGGGAGCAAAAAAGUGUAACUACACUUCAAAAGUAUACUUCAAAAAAUCAACCCAACUUCGCUGUUCUUGAAAAACUUCGCUCGGAAAUGUUGAAACUGAAAGUAAAGAAAGAAUUGCAAGCAAAACAAAAGUUGACCCCUCCUGAAAAUGAUACAGGCCUGCUCCCACCACUUUCAUUACCUAUGAAUAAAAUCAACCUCCCCACUGAUCAAUAAAUUGU
This is a messenger RNA of Macrosteles quadrilineatus (aster leafhopper), 1673 nucleotides long. Its product is annotated as microprocessor complex subunit DGCR8-like. Gene Ontology annotation, molecular function: primary miRNA binding; heme binding; double-stranded RNA binding. The coding region runs from base 1 to 1668 and encodes 555 amino acids. The record is from RefSeq and is a predicted model, not a curated record. Gene Ontology annotation, cellular component: microprocessor complex. Lineage: Eukaryota; Metazoa; Arthropoda; Insecta; Hemiptera; Cicadellidae. Gene Ontology annotation, biological process: primary miRNA processing. The transcript has a single exon.